Messenger RNA from Clonostachys rhizophaga, 1068 nucleotides. Lineage: Eukaryota; Fungi; Ascomycota; Sordariomycetes; Hypocreales; Bionectriaceae. The record is from the annotation of a GenBank genome assembly.
AUGGGUUUAAAAGGCCUCAAGCGGGCUAAAGUCCCGGACACACCGUCAAAGCGAUUCUCCAUACGGCCCCAGCUACCAGGUGGCCAUGCGCAUUAUAUCGAGCCCAAAGGCUACCAAGACCGGGCCAACUCAUGGAAGAAGUUCCUCGGGGGAGGCAAACAGACAUCGGAGAAGGAAGCACUCAACUCGGUGGACACCAUGGUCGAGAAGUACGGCAGAUGCCUGGAGGUGGUUGGCAGCGGCGCGACCGGCACCGUGUGGCUCUCGCGCAAAAAGACUCACAGCACCGGCAGCGACGCGCUGCAUGCCAUCAAAUGCGUCCGGCGCGUUCCGACGGAGCCCAAGGAAAAGUACAGCAAGAGGUUACAGGCCGAGUUCGCCAUGUCAAAGCAGCUCGAUCACGAAAAUGUGGUCCGCACACUGGGGUUGUUCAAGGGCCCAAGCGAUGACUACUGCAAGGCAAUGGAGUUUUGUGCAGGCGGCGAUCUAUACAUGCUGGUUCACACCGCGGGGAGGCUGGAGGAGCAGGAGGCAGAUUGCUUCUUCAAGCAGUUGAUAUACGGAGUCGAGUACUUGCAUGAGAUGGGUGUAUCCCAUCGCGAUCUCAAACCCGAAAAUCUGCUGCUCACCAGGAAUGGCCAGCUCAAGAUCAGCGACUUUGAUUGCAGCGAAUGUAUUCGUUUAGCGUGGGAGACGGAAGCCCGGCCAGUGUCUGGGCUCUGCGGCUCGGAGCCAUACAUUGCACCCGAGGCAUUCCUACAAGAGGAAUUUGAUGGUCGUGCUCUGGAUAUCUGGGCGUGUGGGAUUAUCUACAUGGCCAUGGCUACAGGCAAACUUCUUUGGAACAUUGCACAGAAGGACGAAGACAGCAUAUACACGAAAUACCUGGAGGAUCGACGUGGCGAGGAUGGUUUCGCCCCCAUAGAGUCUUUACCGCAAGAACAUUGCCGCAAUGUCCUUUAUUGCAUUCUAGACCCCAGACCGUCUCGUCGUAUCACUGUCUCCCAGCUCUUAAAGAGCCCAUGGGUACGAGGCAUUCAGGUCUGCUGUGAGGUCUCGGAUACUUGA